UAUUAUUUGAUCACUCGUUAUCCGUUACGCGGUUGAGCAAUUGACUCUUCGUGAGGAAGAUAACGCAUUGAUAUUUAAUUUGCCACCAAUAUUCUUCGUCAGGAGUGAAUUUUCCUCCGAGAUUUUCAACAACUGAAUCUCUCGUCGGUGGAUCGGUAUUGAUUAAAGCGCACAAAACCCUAAUUAUUUUAUAAAAUUUCUUAUCAAAUGGGUUUACAGCAAUCUAAGGACGAACUAUUGUAUCAACAAGUCGGUUAUGGCAACAGUGAAGGCAUUAAAUCGCUUCGCAACGAAGGUGCUGGCCUUGAGUGGAUGGAUAAGGAAGGAAAGACUCCUCUGAUAUUAGCUUCCAUGAAUCCACAGCUAUAUGAUGUAGCAAAAACCUUGAUUGAAUUGGGUGCCAAUGUAAAUGGCUAUCGUCCAGGUCGUCAUGCAGGAACUCCUCUCCAUCAUGCUGCAAAAAGAGGCCUAGAACAGAUGGUUAAGCUACUCCUUUCACAUGGUGCUAAUGCCUUGGUGAUGAAUGAUGACUGUCAAACUGCACUUGAUGUUGCAAGAGUCAAAGGAUAUAGCAAUGUUGUUCGUGCAAUCGAGAAUCACAUCUGCUUAUUCUCUGGUUGGCUGCAUGAGCUUUAUGGGCCAGGCUUUCUUGAACUACUUGCUCCUCAACUACUUUCAAGAAAAGUAUGGGUAGUUAUACUACCAUGUGGAGCUCGUAAACUUACAAAGCCUUUCAAGUUAGAACUUGCUAUAUAUUCUAGUUUACAGGAUGCGAAACCUCGCGCACUUAUUCCACUAUGGAAGGCUAACAUGGAUGAACCAAAUUUUAACCAACCUGAUCCUACAGUUGUUCUUACUAGCUCCAACAUCCCAAGACGCUGGAGAAGGAAGCGAUGUAUUUUACACUCCCAAGUUAGGCAGUCACGCAUCAAACUUGCACCCGUUAACGAAAACGAAAAGCAAAACUUGCAACGGUUUUGCAAUGCUUGCAAAGGAAUCCCUCAGGUUAUGCAUCCUUCAUUUCCAUUCAACAACCAACAAUCAGCUAUUGGACCACCUCAGACAACCCCAAUGGACACCGAGUCACCACUGGCUAUGACCACCACCACCGCCACCACCACCACCCUCCAAUCUGGUUCAGUGGUGCCGCCAACACCGACACCCACGGCUCCUACCACCUACCCCGACUCUACUCCAACCAACAAAAAAAACAAAUGGGAAAACAAUGAUGAAGCAACAACUUCCACUAGUUAUCAUCCCCAUACAGAAUACAACACAUAUUCCCAAAUUGUCCCUACAGCACCACCCAUGGUCCCAUCAGCACCACCGCUUUCAGACAUGGUGGAUGAUGAUGGUCCGAUUCAUUACCCCUCCAUUGAUUCCGUUUCUGCCCCUAGUGAGAAGGGGAAAGAGAGUAAUAAUGAUUCUUCAACAUGUGUUAUAUGUUUGGAUGCACCGGUUGAAGGGGCGUGUAUCCCGUGUGGUCAUAUGGCUGGAUGUAUGUCAUGUUUGACCGAAGUCAAAGGGAAGAAUUGGGGUUGCCCCGUUUGUCGUGCCAAGAUUGAUCAAGUUGUUCGGCUUUAUGCUGUCUGAGGUUGAAAUUGAAUCGUUUGUAUAUAUAUGGUAAGAAAUGGUGACAAUAAUGUUUGCCUUUGAUGGGGAAGUGGAAAUUUUUGAAGGUGAUCAUCAAGAUUUCUACAACUUUUGAAGUUUUGGCAUGUUGAUAAUGUAGUAAGCUUUAAGCUCAAUGUUGCAUUUCAUUUUUUGGUUUUUUAUAAAUUAUAAACACUCCGGAUGUUAUGAAGUUUGUAUUGAAUCGUGUGUGCAUUGUAAAUCUAGCCUAUCCGUGUGAACUCAAUAUAAUUAAAUUGUGUUAUGUUAA
Lactuca sativa (garden lettuce) is the source of this 1882-nucleotide messenger RNA. RefSeq names its product putative E3 ubiquitin-protein ligase XBAT35. Gene Ontology annotation, molecular function: protein binding. NCBI's taxonomy places the organism in Eukaryota, Viridiplantae, Streptophyta, Magnoliopsida, Asterales, Asteraceae. The record is from RefSeq and is a predicted model, not a curated record.